Indicator indicator is the source of this 1411-nucleotide messenger RNA. It is a transcript of the gene SET, whose product is annotated as SET nuclear proto-oncogene. The transcript is spliced from 8 exons. Gene Ontology annotation, cellular component: nucleus; chromatin. Gene Ontology annotation, biological process: nucleosome assembly. Gene Ontology annotation, molecular function: histone binding; chromatin binding. NCBI's taxonomy places the organism in Eukaryota, Metazoa, Chordata, Aves, Piciformes, Indicatoridae. The record is from RefSeq and is a predicted model, not a curated record. The coding region runs from base 43 to 876 and encodes 277 amino acids.
CCCGUUACAGCCCCCCUCCCUCCGCGCUCCGCAGCCACCAACAUGUCGGCGCCGGCGGCCAAAGUCAGUAAGAAGGAGCUGAACUCCAACCACGAUGGGGCCGACGAGACCUCAGAAAAAGAGCAACAGGAAGCAAUUGAACACAUUGAUGAAGUACAGAAUGAAAUAGACAGACUGAAUGAACAAGCCAGUGAGGAAAUCUUGAAAGUAGAACAGAAAUACAACAAACUCCGCCAGCCGUUCUUCCAGAAGAGGUCAGAGCUGAUCGCCAAAAUCCCCAACUUCUGGGUAACAACAUUUGUCAACCACCCACAAGUAUCUGCACUGCUGGGCGAAGAGGAUGAGGAGGCACUGCAUUACCUGACCAGAGUCGAGGUGACAGAAUUCGAAGACAUCAAAUCAGGUUACAGAAUAGAUUUUUAUUUUGAUGAGAAUCCAUACUUUGAAAAUAAAGUCCUCUCCAAAGAGUUUCACCUCAAUGAAAGUGGAGAUCCAUCUUCAAAAUCAACUGAGAUCAAAUGGAAAUCUGGGAAGGAUCUGACAAAACGUUCCAGCCAGACACAGAAUAAAGCCAGUAGGAAGAGGCAGCAUGAAGAGCCAGAAAGCUUCUUCACCUGGUUCACUGACCACUCUGAUGCAGGGGCUGAUGAGCUAGGAGAAGUCAUCAAGGAUGACAUCUGGCCCAACCCACUGCAGUACUACUUGGUUCCUGAUAUGGAUGAUGAAGAAGGGGAGGGAGAGGAGGAUGAUGAUGAUGAUGAAGAGGAAGAAGGAUUGGAGGAUAUUGAUGAAGAAGGAGAUGAAGAUGAGGGGGAAGAAGAUGAAGAUGAUGAUGAGGGAGAGGAAGGAGAGGAGGAUGAAGGAGAAGAUGACUGAUUGAACACUGAUGGAUUCCAAACCCCCUUUUUACCUUUUUAAUUUUUCUCCAGUCCCUGGGAGCAAGUUGCUGUCUUUUUUUUCUUGUGCUCAGUCGCCUUGUUCUCUUGAGGUCUCUUUUUCUCUCCUUUGCACCAUGGUUCACAAUUUAUUUUGGGGGGAAUACCUUGAGCAGAAUACAGUGGAAGAGAAUCUACCAGUUUCUGUUUCAAGUUCAUUUUUAUCCCUUUCUGUCUCAAAACAAAAAACUGUUUAUGGAAUCAACACACCAUGUUCUGUGGGAAAAAAGAAAACCUUCUGCUCCCUUCACUCUGCUGGAAGCUGAAGAGUGCUAGGCCCCUGUGUAGUAGUGCAUAGAAUCUAGCUUUUUUCCUCCUUUCUCUGUAUAUUGGGCUCAGAGAUUACACUGUGUCUCUAUGUGAAUAUGGACAGUUAGCAUUUACCAACAUGUAUCUGUCUACUCUCUCUUGUUUAAAAAAAAGAAAAAAAAAAAAAAAAAAACAACAGCUGGGGUUCUAGAAGGGCAGGGGGUGGG